This is a messenger RNA of Blastocystis hominis, 500 nucleotides long. RefSeq lists its product as hypothetical. NCBI's taxonomy places the organism in Eukaryota, Bigyra, Opalinata, Blastocystidae. The transcript has a single exon. The record is from RefSeq and is a predicted model, not a curated record. Bases 1 to 474 code for a protein of 157 amino acids.
AUGGGACAGAUCAAUCAAAUGGGUCAAAUGGGACAGAUCAAUCAAAUGGGACAAAUGGGACAGAAGCCGCAGAUGAGUCCCGGAGGCCAGGUGAAACAGCCUGCGCAGCCAAUCCAAGUCAAUCAGAUGGGUCAGAUGGGUCAGAUGGGUCAAGUGGGUCAAGUGGGACAAAUGGGUCAGAUGGGUCAAAUGGGUCAGAUGGGUCAGAUGGGUCAAAUGGGACAAAUGGGACAAAUGGGUCAGAUGACCCAGAUUGCACAGAUGAGCCCUGGGAAUCAACCUGCUCAGAUGAAUCCGAUGCCUCCUAUGGCUGCGAUAAACCCGAUGGUGCCGAUGAAUCAGCAGGGCAUUCCGAUGGUGCCGAUAAACCCCAUGAUGCAGCCGAAUCCUCAGAUGCUGCGUAUUUUUACCCCAUAUAACAACGCUGCGAAUUUCAAUGCUGCACGGAACCAAACCAAUGUGUCAAGUCAGUAGUUCGUGUUAACGCUGGAAUUUGAAAG